Molecule: messenger RNA, 992 nt
Organism: Toxotes jaculatrix (banded archerfish)
Lineage: Eukaryota; Metazoa; Chordata; Actinopteri; Toxotidae
Gene: cdca9
Product: cell division cycle associated 9
Exons: 10
Coding region: 1-765 (254 amino acids)
Biological process (GO): mitotic sister chromatid segregation
Cellular component (GO): chromosome, centromeric region; chromosome passenger complex; spindle midzone
Source: RefSeq, a predicted model, not a curated record
AUGCCUUUGAGACGAACGAGAAACGCAGGAAAUGCCCAGAUUAAAGAGCAGCAGAGUCGGGAGAUGCGGCAGAGCAGACUGGCUCUGUUCAUUCAGCAGUUUGAGAAAGAAGCGCAAGAGCGCAUGAACGAGCUGGAGGCCAAAACGGAGAACAUGCUGGCCACAGUUGACAAAGUCUUUAAAGUGGAGCUGAUGAAGAUGCCUCCUUCUCUUCAAAACACGCUCAUAGGAGAUUUAAUAAGCGAGGAGAAAAUCUCUGCAAGUGAGGUAUCAAUUGCCCUGAAGAACGAGUCCCUUGAGAUGCAACAGCCCCUUAAGAGGGCAUCCAUUAAAAGAGUAAAAUCAACUGAUUCUACGCCAAGUCGGUCCAACCCAGUCCAGAGGUCCUCAUCCAAGACCUCUAAGGGAGCAAACGGAACAAAAAGGACCAGAACGUUAGCCGGUAGUAACAGCACUGGAAACCUUAGGGGCUCCACAGUCACUGUCAAGAGAACUCAAAGCCGUGUGACCAAGACCAAUGACCAGACCGUACCGAACAGACGUAAACUCAGGUCUGUCGUCUCUGCUGGAGAUCUACACUGUUCAAUGGCAGCGUCUGCUGCACACAUCACUGUAACCACAGCGCAGGGGCAGACUGUCAGCUUUUCCGAAGAGACCAAGGACGACAUAAACCUGGACUUGCUGGAUGACGUGGCCUGGUGCCAGAUUCAGAAGCUGACGAGUCUGAUGGAUUAUCUGUCCAGGCGAAGUCGCUGCCAGCGAUGAGUGAAGCUGCCUGAACAUCCACUGUGAUGUGAUUUUAUUUUUUUUAUUUUCACUGUGAUUUUGUUACAUCUAAAACUUUUAAUAUUAUGGAAUUCAUUCCUAGAAGUUUGGUUUAACACUUCUCACAAGUAACACUUACACUCUGCCUAUUUUAAAAAAAUAUAAUAAAGCUUAUUUGUGUUAUCCUACGUGACUGUACAAGAUACUUGGAAGAAAUUUUGCCUUUC